CAAGAAAACAGUGUCGGAUGAGAAGCGGAUCAGCUGACAGAUGUAAACAAUCCCCUUGUAAACAAAGAGUCUUCCACCCUGAUUUCUUCUUUUUUCUUCUUCUCCAUCAUGGCCGGGAGAGCACUCAAGAGACUGAUGACUGAAUAUAAACAGUUGACACUAAAUCCACCAGAAGGCAUUAUUGCAGGUCCUACAAAUGAAGAAAACUUUUUUGAAUGGGAAGCACUUAUCAUGGGUCCUGAGGGAACAUGCUUCGAAUGUGGAGUGUUUCCAGCCAAACUGAUCUUUCCUCCUGACUACCCACUAUCUCCUCCCAAGAUGCAGUUUACUUGUGAGAUGUUUCACCCAAAUAUUUACCCAGAUGGCAGAGUAUGUAUCUCAAUUCUUCAUGCUCCUGGUGAUGAUCCCAUGGGUUAUGAAUCCAGUGCAGAGAGAUGGAGUCCAGUGCAAAGUGUUGAGAAAAUCCUGCUCUCCGUUGUAUCCAUGCUGGCAGAACCCAAUGAUGAAAGCAGUGCGAAUGUGGAUGCAGCAAAGAUGUGGCGAGAUGAUAGGGACCAGUUCAACAGGAUAGCCGAGAGAUUGGUCCGCAAGACUCUGAAUUUGCCCUACCCGUAGUAGAAGGUGACCAUUAAUAUUAGAGAUUACAUAGAGAGAGAAAAAUAUAUGGAUAUUAUUUUGUUGAAAAUGAGGAGAAUGGACUGUUUACUGUUUGUUAUCGAGGUUUGGUGAUCAGAGAUAUUUUAGAUAUUGUGUCUAAAAGAUCAUUUGUCCUUUCUUUCUCAUUGUCAGACUUUUUUAUACGUUCCCUUUCUUAAAUAUUAUGUGGCCAAAGCCUUCAGCAAUAAGUAGCUGGUUAGAAUUGUAACAAUUAUUAAGAAUAUUCAAAGAUUUUCCUAAAUAUUUGUAUGAAAUGAUUUUAUCUCUUCCUUGAAACUCUUUAGAGAAAAAAUUGAUAGUGCUUUAGAGUAAGUUUAUGUUAGGGAUUAUUUAUAGCUAGGUUUAAUUUCAGACCAGUGAAAAUAUUCUUGUGGAGGCCUGUACUGGACUACAAAUAUUGUUAUAUAUUAUAAAUUCCCUCAAGUGAGUGGUUAUUGAAGAUAAUUUUUUUGAAGUCAAGGCUUUAUGUUAUUACUUGUAAUAAAUGUUAUAAUUCAGUGGAAAAGAUCAUUUAAUAACCUCUGUGAGCAGAUAAGUAUUUGAAGAUGUAUGCUAGCUUAAUCUAGCAUAAAAUGCCAUCAAAAAUAUUUUGGCUUAAAGCAGGGGUGACGGGAAUGACUUGUUACAAGAUUACAAGGCUCUUGGACAGUCAUUAUACUUGGUGGGCAUUUAGAAGGGACUCUUGUAUUUAUUUCCAACAGUAAACCAGUGUGGCAUGUACCAUAUGUGAGCCAUGACUGACUGAAUGCUGGCUACAGGGAGGAUACUAUUUUCGUGCUUGGGAUCCUAUUUCUGCCUGUGACUGUGGGUCAGGGUGUAUUACAGAAAACCAAAUAUAUGAAAAUAUAAAAAAAAAUACACAAAUAACAAAAUAUUGCUUAUUAUUAUUGAAUAUUGCAGAAAAGUUAUCAUCUUGAUACAGUAUAUCAAAUAACCAAUACUAACCUUGGAAAAUGGCAAAAUACAAAACAAAACACACAUGCAGAAAAAGAGAUAACAACAUUGCAGAGGAGAGGCAAGGAGUCUUAACAUCACACAUGAGUGUUUGUGUACGCCCAGCAUUCCAGUCAUACCCAAUCAGUCAAAAUAUUCUAUAGGAUUUUUUAAGAUUUAACAAAGAAGAAAGCAAUGGAGAAACAUUUAUUAUUGUUUUAAUGUUCUGGACAUACUUCACAGGGUGUUCAAUGAAAAGCUGAUAAUAAAUUACUAUUACUGAAGUACUAAAGUUAACAGGUAAGAAAAAUUGUCUACUACUUUGUUUACUUCCAUAUAAACCACUUUAUGUUUUGAACGAGGUAUGAAUCAAAGAAACCAUCUUUUUUAUCUAUUUUUAUUAAUGGUCAAAUCAAUUGAUAUGCAGAAAGUAAUAACCAUCUAUGAACAGUUGAACAUAGUGACAAGAGAUUUGGCAAUGAAAAAAAUGCUAAAAAUCAUUAAAAAAUCUGUUUAACAUUAUUCAUAAUGGUAAAAAAAGGCCAAAAUGAGUGGCAUAAUCAUUCUCUUUCAUGUCACUGUUACAUUACUAUUUAUCCAUGCUACUGUAGGUGAUUAAUUUCAAUAAAAAUAAACUGAAGUUGCAUAUUUCUUUUUCUCUCCACUUUCUUCUAAUGGUUGAUGGGAAAUGUUCAACUAUUACAUUUACUGGUCUAAAGAUUCAUUGUGGCUAUAGUAUUCUGCAGUAUAUUACAAACAAUAACUGGAAUAAUUUUCAGUACAUUACUACCUUUUCAACUGUUACCAACAACAUCACAGAAAGUACAAUAAGUGGUAAAGAACAGGAACCCUUUCACAGAAUUUUGAUGGCUUACUACAGGUGAUGUUCAAAUAUUCUUAGUUCUGAUCUUCAAUGCAAAAUAGGAUUUCCAAUGCCAUGUAGCAAAAGUGUAUAUGAAACAGACAAAAGCUAAAAAAUAUAUCGUAAAUGCAUCAGUAUAUUGUGGUUUGAUGAAGAAGUUCAUGAAAAAAGGAUAAAGUAUGCCUUAUAUUUAUGCAUUACCCAUACACUGUAAGCCUGAUGCACUUCUAUAAUUAAAUACAUUGAUAAAAAGAUUUUUUUUUCUGUUUUACAUCAUUCAGCUUUUUUCUUCCAUAAAGUGAACUAUCUGACAAUUUCACUUGUAAAUACCUGCACUAACAAACUACAUUCUCUAUACAUACUUUCAGUGUCAGAAUUUAGUAGUAUUAAUGUUCAGCCAUAUAAUGCAAGCUAUUACUGAUGAUAAACUGCCUUCUGUCACUGGGAAGAAACUCUAACUAGAAAAGAAGUAGGCACUUUUAUUAUCAAAUAUUUAUAACUAAGCACAUAUACAGCAUCAAGAAAAGAUUAAUAUUUGCACUUGAAUGCUUUGGAAAGUUGAACAAGAGUGUAUGUCCAGGGGGUGGGGGGGAAGAAAAAAAAAAAAAAAAAAAAAAAAAAAA
This is a messenger RNA of Penaeus vannamei (Pacific white shrimp), 3075 nucleotides long. RefSeq names its product ubiquitin-conjugating enzyme E2 G2. Gene Ontology annotation, cellular component: endoplasmic reticulum; cytosol. Lineage: Eukaryota; Metazoa; Arthropoda; Malacostraca; Decapoda; Penaeidae. The record is from RefSeq and is a predicted model, not a curated record.